Trichogramma pretiosum is the source of this 1164-nucleotide messenger RNA. Its product is annotated as cytochrome c1-2, heme protein, mitochondrial-like. Gene Ontology annotation, biological process: mitochondrial electron transport, ubiquinol to cytochrome c. Gene Ontology annotation, molecular function: electron transfer activity; heme binding. The transcript has 3 exons. The record is from RefSeq and is a predicted model, not a curated record. The coding region runs from base 94 to 1164 and encodes 356 amino acids. Lineage: Eukaryota; Metazoa; Arthropoda; Insecta; Hymenoptera; Trichogrammatidae.
AAAAGUCGACCCGCUACAUGAAAAUAACAGACGGCAAAGAAAAACCACGAGUCCUGCGAUGAGCAAGUCUCCGUGAUUUAUAUACCGGUGGUCAUGUCUUGCAGCGUACGACCGCUACUGGCUCAGUUAUUGAAGCAUCGUAUCGGACCCAGCAGCAGCAGCAGCAGUGAGUUCAUUGGCCUCGAUCGGUGCUACUCAGCGAGAAGCAGAAGGUGCUUUUGGACGUUAGCCUCGGACAACUUUGACAGAUCUAACAACGAUAACAACAACAACAACUGCAACAGAAGCGGUACCACUUGGUGCAGGCUGAAAAAAGUCUGCCUCGGCUUGGCCCUGGCAGCAGGAACCUUGGCUACCUGCGGCACGGUCGUCCUUCGUGUACUCGGCAGUCCAGUGGUCGAAGCGGGCAAUGCCUCGGUCCACCCGCCCAAACUGCCCUGGGGCUUCAACGGCGCCUUCGCCUCGCUCGAUCACUCGAGCGUCCGCCGGGGCUGGCAGGUCUACAAGAACGUCUGCUCGGCCUGCCACAGUCUCCAGUACGUCGCAUUCAAGGACCUCGUCGACGUCUGUUACACCGAGGACGAGGUGCGCGACAUGUGCAGCGAGUACGAGGUCAAGGACGGACCCAACGAGGAGGGCGAGUACUUCAUGCGACCGGCCAAGCUGUCCGACAAGGUGCCCGGGCCCUACGAGAACGAGGAAGCGGCGAGAUUCGCCAAUAACGCGGCCCUGCCCGUGGAUCUGAGCUUCGUGGUCAACGCCAGGCAUCACGGGCCCGAUUACGUGUUCGGCCUGCUGACGGGUUAUCGGGAGCCGCCCGCGGGCGUCGAGCUCAUGGAGGGACAGGCGUUCAAUCCGUACUUCGAGGGUGGCGCCCUGGGAAUGAUGGAGAUGCUGCAGGACGGCGGCGUCGACUACGACGACGGCACGCCCGCGACCAAGUCCCAGAUGGCCAAGGACGUCGUGGAGUUCCUCAACUGGACGGCCAAUCAGGAGUGGAACACGCGCAAGCUCUACGCCAUGAAGACGAUCGGCGUCUCGCUCGUCAUGGCCGCCUCCCUGUGGCUGGCUUACAGGCACAAGAUCAACGUCCACAAAAAGACCGUGUUCUGCCUGCAGCCGAAGCCGCGCCGCAACCGGCCCUGCGAUUGCGAGCGUUCUUAG